This is a messenger RNA of Annulohypoxylon maeteangense, 2248 nucleotides long. RefSeq names its product kinase-like domain-containing protein. Gene Ontology annotation, molecular function: protein kinase activity; ATP binding. The record is from RefSeq and is a predicted model, not a curated record. The transcript has 3 exons. NCBI's taxonomy places the organism in Eukaryota, Fungi, Ascomycota, Sordariomycetes, Xylariales, Hypoxylaceae. Gene Ontology annotation, biological process: protein phosphorylation; spliceosomal complex assembly; regulation of mRNA processing. Bases 1 to 2019 code for a protein of 672 amino acids.
AUGGGUCAUGGCAUGAUGGAACCAACUAAGCGUUUGUAUCGUGCGGGAGGGGAUGACGCGUUGGAUCUCGAGGGAAGGGAGAGAUAUCGACCUGGUGGAUAUCACCCAAUCCAUUUCAACGAUUAUCUUGACCCAGAAAAUCGGUUUCAGGUCGUUCACAAACUUGGGUGGGGUAAUAGUUCUACAGUUUGGCUCUGCUACGACGAGAAAUGUAGGUAUUAUAAGUCGGUAAAGGUCAUGACUGCAGAAGAGUCGGUCGAGGAAUGCCCGGAGCUUCGAAUAUUGAAGGCUCUAGCCGAUGUUAGCGACAAAGAACUUAGAGAAAACCACCUUAACAUACCUCGAGAUCACUUUUGGAUCAACGGGCCAAAUGGGCGUCACCUUUGCUUAGUUUCGGAUCUCCUCGGACCAAGUUUAUUUAUGAACCAUCCUGAUGGCAUGGGCAUUCAUACUCCGGAAUUAUUGACGGACAUAACUUUCCAAGUAAGCAAAGGGCUGCAGUAUCUCCACCGAAAGGGGAUCUGCCAUGGAGACCUGAGGCCAAGCAAUAUACUAAUGCAGCUGGAUACAUACGAUGUGAUGGAAUUGACUGGUCGUCAGAUUAGCAAGUACCUUGGACCAAGACAAUACGCGCCUUUAGAAACUCUUUCGGGCAAUGAUCCAAAGCCCCAUGGGCCUGAUUACCUAGUCUUCCCAGUUUCAUUAGAAACUUUACAAAGAAAAUGUCGCACGGGAAGGGUAGUAAUCGUCGAUUUUAACGACAGCUUCUAUCACUCGGACCCCCCAUCCUUUCCUAAGUGGAAUCGACAAUAUGCCGCACCAGAGCUCCUGUUUACAAAGACACUGAGCGGCCCCUUGCAGGAUAUCUGGGCACUCGCCUGCACGAUAUACGAAAUAAAGACUCGGACACCGUUGUUUAGUGAAUAUGAAAAUUACACAUCUUUAAUACGUCAGAUGGAACUAUGGUUUGGACCUUUGCCAGCGGGGUAUCGACAGUCAGCGAGAACUCAUCUAGAAAGGGAGGGAAAACAUCAACCCGCGUCUAAGGAUGCGAAAGAACAUUCAGACUCGACGAAUUUAGCCUUGGAAGAAACACUCCCUAACAUAGAUCAGCUAAUUUCGCUAUCCCCAGAAGAAGAGCGGAAUAUGCGAAAGACUUUUAUAGGAAAAUCUGAGUGGCUGACCCCUCUACAAGCAUCUCUUGGCAGAGAGCGAGAUUGUUCUGUCUACGAAAGGAACAGCGGGGCAUAUACUUCAUUAGACGAUACUGAAUCCGACACUGACAGCUCCGAUUAUGCAAGCCAGGACUGGACAUCGGAAGAUGAAGGUUCUCAAGGAGAUAUAUAUGCCCAGGCAGAUCUCAUUUUUGACGGAAUUGAGGAAGAGAGUCUAGCCCCAGAUGGGUUUGGAGGGGAUGUUGAGGGAGAGCCAUAUUCUCCUUUGUUGCAAAUGACCGACGCCUCCGAAAAUCAAUCGGGGCAAGUUCAUGACGAGGAAUCACCCGCUAUGCCGACGACGCGGACCAAAGACAGCGAAGUCCCUUUCGAGCACGGGCCUGGCAGUAGUGAGACGGAAUCAGCUACAAGUGAGAUGAUUCUCAGAGAGCUGCUAGCAAAACGGGAUGUGGAUGAAUCGUCAGAGGAUCGAGAUACAAAGCGGCGACGUACGAGUGAGGAUUCGCCUAAAAGAAGGGGGGAAUGGGUAAAGAGGGUAGUUAGUAUGCCUAAGGAAGAGGUCCUUCUUUUGUCGGAUCUUCUAUCGCGCAUGUUUAAGCAUGAUCCAAGAGAGCGCAUAGACAUCGACACUAUCAUCGACCAUGACUUUUGGGGAGAUAGGAGGUACAACAAGCUAGCUAACCCCAACAGCUCCAUCGACGGCGUUCUAGACCCUAUAUCGACAAGGACGCGCAGUCAAAAAUCAAGGGUCGAAGAACGAUCAGGGCAAGAGACAGAGCCUUCUCAGGAAGUUGGACUAAGCGAGCCAACAGAAGGCGAACCAACAGACGUUGGCAAAGAUUAGCGAUAUUGUUGUGAGAAUUUCUUAUAAGCGCCAGCCUUACGCAUCCAACGAAACUUCUAUGUCUGGACACGAGAUUAUCUGCCAAUUUCAAGAUUGUCAUAGUUGAAAGGAGGCUGGGCGCAUAUAGAAAUUGAGGGUUAAUCACCUAAAACCUACCACAUUUCGUAGAGGAAGACAUUCAACAUAGGAAUUUUAAAUGGUGAACCUACCCAGUCAAGGCGAUAGAUAC